GGACUUGGGGGGACUGCAGAGGGGCAGCAGGCGCCUGGGAAGGGCUUUAGAAGGUGCUCUGGAAUUUGGGGGUGCAGAGGAAGGGGUGCUGGGGAGGGAUUUUAGGGGCACACAGGAGCAGUUCAUUGGAGGACAGGGGCUCCUAGGGCAGAAUUUGGGGAUGCCCCAGGGUUGGCAUUAUGUGGGGGGUCCGCAUUGGGGUGGGGCAUAAUUUAGGGGUGCUCCUCUGGCGGCUGCAUUUGGGGGAAGGGCUCUAGGGAGCAGCAGAAUAGUUUGAGGGGUGCUGCUUGCCAACGAAGUGAGAGGGUUUGGGAGGGAGAAGGGGGGUGCCUGGUAAUUUGGAGGGGCUGUUUCCUUGCAGGGAAAUUCAGGGGGCCCUGUUAAUUUGGGGGACUAUAUGCCCAGGAGAUUUGGGGAACUGGGGGGGUUCCCCUUAAAUAUGAGGGCUCACCUGUGGAUUUGAGAGGGCUGCAUUGGAAUUGGGGGGUGCCCCUAAAGGGGGAGUCCCCACUACCCCCCCAGAGCCAUGUCGUCUUUCGGGGACUCCAACGAGUGGUACAUGGGGUCGCUGAGCCGCCAGCAGGCCGUGGCCUGUCUCCAGGGUCACCGACCCGGCACCUUCCUGGUGAGGGACAGCUCCACCUGCCCCGGCGACUACGUCCUCUCGGUCAGCGAGAACGCCAAGGUGUCUCACUACAUCAUUAACAGCCUGCCGGGCCGGCUGAAGAUUGGGGAUCAGGAGUUCGAGGGACUCCCAGCGCUGCUGGAUUUCUACCGGGUGCAUUAUCUGGACACCACCACGCUAGUGGUGCCCGUGUGCCGGGGCCCCGCGGUGCCCGGCCCGGCCCCGCCACCCCCCGCCGAGGGGGGAGGGGACCCGGUGGCGCUGCCUGCCGGCCCCGCCCAGCCCUGUGAGUGGGUGCAGGCUCUCUACGACUUCGGCGGCAAUGACCAGGAGGACCUGCCUUUCCGCAAGGGGGAUCCGCUUCGGGUGCUGGGCAAGCCGGAGGAGCAGUGGUGGACGGCCCAGCGGGUCGACGGGCGGGUGGGCAUGAUCCCGGUGCCCUAUGUCCAGCCCUGGCGCCCCCAGGCCGGCGUCCUGCUGGGGCCCUAUGCCCACCCCAGUGUAGGCGGCCCCCCGGCGCCCCUGCCCACCCCCCGCAAUGGCCCCGUGGUGGCCAGGGCAGUACAGCGGCGGGUACCCAAUGCCUACGACAAGACGGCGCUGGCUUUCGAGGUGGGUGACAUCAUCACGGUGACGAAGAUGAACAUCAACGGGCAGUGGGAGGGGCAGCUGAAUGGGCGCAGCGGGCACUUCCCCUUCACCCACGUCCAGAUCCUCGAACCCCAGAGCCCGAAGGAGGCCAGCUGAGCCCCACGACCCCUGAACUUCGACCUUGGGCAGCAGGCUGAGCCCCACGACCUUUGAACUGUGACCCCAGGGCAGCCAGCUGAGCCCCGCGAUCCCUGAACUCUGACCCCAGGGUGGCUGACUGAGCCCUGUGACCCCUGAACUCCAACCUGGGGCAGUCGACUGAGCCCCACGACCCCUGAAAUCUGACCCCAGGGUGGCCGUUUGCGACCCCCUGGUCACCUGAACCUUGGACGGUUGCAAUUUGACCCUUCUGUUGAUGAACUUUGACCCUUUGUUAGCUCCCUGAACUUUGACCUUUUGAUUUGUUGUGGGUUGGUUACAGAGUGUUGAACUUUGACCCUUGGCCCCUUGCCUGUGUACUUCAGCCUUUGGCUCAUUGACCUUUGAGCCUUGGCUACUUGAAGAAGACUGUGUGUCAUUUGCCUUUGAACCUCACUACAUUGAACAUGUGACCGUUGAACUCGUAGCCUCUGACCUUUGAGCCCCCUGGUUGUUGGCCCUUGGGCCUCCUCUGGCUCUUUGACCCCUUGACUUUAACCACUAUUACUUCCGUGUCGUGACCCCCGACACGCACCCAUGGUGUAUUUCAUGCAGAUGCUGUUUGCACAUGAAUUAAUUUGGGGGUGGGGGGAUCCUGGUUCUCAUUGGACGACUGAGGUCUGGAUCCGGGUCCGAAUGGCCCUUCCCCGUCUCUGAGGUCUGAAGGCCCCCACGUGUGUGAUGCGCCCUGUGUUCCUGCUACAUUAAAGCUCCUGGUGAUGA
Molecule: messenger RNA, 2137 nt
Organism: Chrysemys picta bellii (western painted turtle)
Lineage: Eukaryota; Metazoa; Chordata; Testudines; Emydidae
Product: crk-like protein
Biological process (GO): signal transduction; cell migration; positive regulation of ERK1 and ERK2 cascade
Molecular function (GO): signaling adaptor activity; receptor tyrosine kinase binding
Source: RefSeq, a predicted model, not a curated record